This is a messenger RNA of Rhodotorula graminis WP1, 1980 nucleotides long. RefSeq lists its product as uncharacterized. The transcript has 7 exons. Gene Ontology annotation, molecular function: aspartic-type endopeptidase activity. Gene Ontology annotation, biological process: proteolysis. Bases 1 to 1980 code for a protein of 659 amino acids. The record is from RefSeq and is a predicted model, not a curated record. Lineage: Eukaryota; Fungi; Basidiomycota; Microbotryomycetes; Sporidiobolales; Sporidiobolaceae.
AUGCUCCCGCCAACUCCCCUUCCCUUCCCUCACCUCGUCGCCCUCCUCCUCUCGGCCCUCGCGGCGACAGCUUCGACCGCCGCCCCAUCGCCCAGCCCCACUCACCCGUCCACCGCCACUCUUCGCUCUGCCGUGCCCAGCCUCGAGCAACCCGCACCCGAGGCGACCGCCGCACGACCCGCACCACCAGGCGGCAUCCACCUCCCCUUGCACCGCCGCAACGGCCACCUCCACCACCUGUCGCGCCGCAGCCGCGCCGACCAGGAGGACAUCGUGCGCAGCUGGGCCGUCCGAGAGCGCGGCCGCCUCCUCGGCAAGUACGGCCAGAGCGAGGCGCGCCUCCGCAGGCGAGACGGCGCGGUCGCGGCGUCGCAAAGUCCGGUCGGCGUCGAGGCACGGCGACGAGGUGUCGAGGGCGGCGAGGCGGCGGCACUUGAGCGGCGGCAGUUCGGCGUCGGCGGGGCCCUCAGCAGCCGCACGACGGCGAGCACGACGACGUCGGCCACGGCGUUCCGCACGGCCGGGUUCGGCACGGCGACGAGUGGGACCGACAGCGGGAGCGGGUCAUCGACGUCGUCUGGCACCAAGACGGCGCCGACGAGGAUCCCGACCCAGUCCUCGUCGGUCGGCGAGGUGCAUCUCGUCAACUACGAUGCCGACCUGUCCUACUACGCGCCCAUAGGCAUCGGCGUGCCGGCGCAGUACCUCAACUGCAUCCUCGACACUGGCUCGGCCGACCUGUGGGUCGCCUCGGACUACUGCUCGUCCGACGACGGCUGCUCGUCGACGAUCCCGCUCUACAACUCGACCCUGUCGACGACGGCGCUCGACAUGAACACGUCCUUCUCGGUCAAGUACGGCUCGGGCUCGGCCCAGGGCGAGAUCUUCCAGGACUACGUGUCGUUCGCCGGGUACAACGUCAGCAGCCAGGCGUUUGCGCUCGUCGAGAGCGUCAGCGAGACGAUCCUCGGCGGCGAGAUCAGCGGGCUCAUGGGCCUCGGGUGGCAGCCUCUCGCCGCGUCGUCCGUCACGCCCUUCUGGCAGAACCUGUACCAGGCCAACGCCCUGCCCUUCCCCGGCUUCGGCGUCUCGCUCACGCGGUACAUCGACGUCGCCAACGCGUCGGCGGUCGAGCCGGGCGGGUCCCUCACGUUCGGCUACCUCAACGCGUCGCUGUACUCGAGCGAGAUCAACUACCUCGACAUCCCGGCCGGCAUGGAGAGCUACUGGGUCGUGCGCAUGGACGCGGUCGCCGUCAACGGCACCAACGCGACGAGCUGGGCCCAGGGCGACGGCCAGAUGGUCGCGAUCGACACGGGCACGACCCUCAUCGGCGGGCCGCGAGACGUCGUCGCGAGCGUGUACGCCCAGGUCGAGGGCGCAAAGGCGGCGACGGGCAACUACAACGGCUACUACUCGUACCCGUGCGACAACAACGUGUCCAUCGCGCUCACCUUUGGCAACAUCACGUACAACAUGUCGGCCGUCGACUUUAACCUCGGCCCGUUCGGCAUCGACGCCGAGACGAACCGCUCGACGUGCCUCGGCGCCUUCUUCAACCUCAACUUUGGCAGCGGGAGCAAGAUCAGCUGGGUCGUCGGUGCUGCCUUCCUCAAGAACGUCUACUCGGUGUACCGCGCCUCGCCUCCCUCGGUCGGCUUUGCCCUGCCGCCCAACUCGACCUCGGCCCGCCUUCCGUCGUUCCCGAGCAACUCGUCCGACCCUGCGCACGACGGCAACCUCACGGUCGCACCAGCCGGCAUCUACGGCCCAUCUGGCGGUGUGAGCCUGCGGACGACGCUGGUGCCGGCCAACACGGUGACGACGGCGGUGCAGGCGGGAGGAAGCGUCGGCCAGGUGCCGAGCAGUGGAGCGGCCGCGAGGUUCGGGAGAGCGAGCUGGGCGGUGCUGGGCGUCGCGACGGCGGCGGGCCUGCACCUCGUUGGAGCGGCGGCGGUCGGGCCUGCUGGAUGGGCAUGA